AUGCAGUUGUCGGUCCCAUGUCACUCUCACAUGAGGCGGGAUACAUCACCCAUGUUGGGGGGAACCGAUCCCAGUGAGAUGUUCGGGGAGUCUGGUCUUUUGCAAAGCAGUAUGGCACGUAUCUACCCCCACUUCCACUAUGAUUCCUUCUUCAAUUCACAGGAUAAGGACCUCCCCCAGAACAUUGAACAAUACCUCCGGCUCAUCCACCCCCAUGAUUACACCAAACUGCAAGAAAAGGAAGAAGGGGAUGAUGACGGGGAAGAAAAAGACAACGAGGAUAAGGUAGAGGAGGUGGGAAAGAAGGAGUCCGAGGAUUCCAAUUUCGAUGACACUGACGGGAGCCACGAUGGUCUUGAUGAUAAGAAGAAGCCCGCCAAGAAAAGGGUUGAUACAGAGGAGACUGACACAAGCAAAAAUGGUCUUGGUGAUGAGAAGGAGCCCAGAGAGAAAAGGUUUGAAGCAAAGACUGUGGAACUGGGUACCAUAACGAUGGAGAUGCCACUGCGACAGUUUUACACACCAGACUUCCAGAAUAUCUGUAAGUGCCUCCAAAACCUAAAAUGA
This is a messenger RNA of Seminavis robusta, 567 nucleotides long. NCBI's taxonomy places the organism in Eukaryota, Bacillariophyta, Bacillariophyceae, Naviculales, Naviculaceae. The record is from the annotation of a GenBank genome assembly.